GACAGAGGGGUUCAUCACAGCAGUACACUGGAAAGACAAAAGGGAUAUUUUUGCACUGACUACCAUCCAUGGCAAUGCUGUUGGUGAUGACAUUCCUCAUAAACCAGAAACUGAUCUGUGAAUACAACAAAUACACGGGUGGCAUUGACCACAAUGAUCAGCUGCUGGUCUACUUUGCCAUUGGGUGAAAACCUUUGAAGUGGUGGAAGCAUGUGUUUUGGCGGCUACUCAAUAUUGUGUUGGUCAACAGCCACCUGCUCUAUGAACUUAAACCUGACAAGAAUCAGUUACCCAGAAGCAGUUCAAGCUCAAUUUAUGCCAUUCUCUGGUUCAGCCACUAUUUAUGUCGAGAGAAAAUCUGGGUGCAAGAGUUGUCAGGGAGCCUGGUUCCUGGCUCCAGUUCCUUGUGACUGUUUAAUAGGAAAGCAUUUUGGGCAAAGGGCUGGCAAGAGGAAGAGAUGUAAAGUUUGUGCUUACACCAAAAAUGCAAAAGGAAAUCUAAAGCAUACGAAAACUAAUUUCUACUGUGCAAAGUGUGAUGCACACCUUUGUGAACAGCCAUGUUUUCAAAAGUGGCACUCCCAAUCCAGCCUUUGA
Messenger RNA from Pocillopora meandrina, 597 nucleotides. Lineage: Eukaryota; Metazoa; Cnidaria; Anthozoa; Scleractinia; Pocilloporidae. The record is from the annotation of a GenBank genome assembly.